GUUUGGUCAGUUUGAGGCAGCUCUGUGUGAGGGAGAGAGAGCGGGGAAGCAGGAGAACUGUUUCCACCCUCAGUUCUUCACUGAGCCCUCAGGAGGGAGGACGACUGCGUAAUGAGCUGAAAUUAAAAAUUGAAAGAAAAAAAAGGCAAUCAGGGUCUAUUUGAGCGGUCCUGACCCACUGUGGGCAUGUAGACCGCAUUGGACCACUUUUUCAGCCGAGGUCUUUUUUUGAAGUUGCGGUGAUCUGAAAGCCUGCUAUGGAGGACGUCGUGAAUCAAAAUGAGUUGGAGCAUUGACAAUGUCACAAACUUGUGGAAAAAUGGUUCCUCGGAACUCGACUUCGCCAACAGCAGCAGCAGCAGCAGGAACAGCAGCGGCUCUGUGGGGAACGGCACGCAGGUGGACCUCAGCCGAGCCAUCCCGCUCGGUUUGGUGCUGGGGGCUUUCAACGUGUUCGCCAUCGCGGGCAACAUCCUGGUCAUCCUCUCCGUGGUGUGCAACAGGCACCUGCGCACCCCGACCAACUACUUCAUCAUCAACCUGGCCAUCGCUGACCUGCUGCUGGGCACCACGGUGCUGCCGGUGUCCGCCACCCUGGAGAUCCUAGACCGCUGGGUGUUCGGKCGGAUCUUCUGCGACAUCUGGGCAGCGCUGGACGUCCUGUGCUGCACCGCGUCCAUCAUGAGCUUGUGCGUAAUCUCCAUCGACCGCUACAUCGGCGUGAGCCACCCGCUCCAGUACCCGGGGAUCGUGACGGAGAAGCGCGCUCUGCUGGCCAUGCUCGGGGUCUGGGUGCUGUCCGUGGUCAUCUCCAUCGGACCCCUGCUCGGCUGGAAGCAGCCGCCGUCCCCGGACGACUCGGUGUGCCUGAUCACCGAGGAGCCGUUUUACGCGCUCUUCUCCUCCCUCGGCUCCUUCUACAUCCCGCUCGCCGUCAUCCUGGCGAUGUACUGCCGCGUGUACAUCGUGGCCAAACGGACCACCAAGAACCUGGAGGCCGGGGUGAUGCGCGAGAGGAUGAACACCAGCGAGCUGACCCUCAGGAUCCACAAGGGCUCUCAGGUGCAGGAGGACCACCAUUCCGGCAGCUCGGGCGCAGCCAAGGGCCGCGCGCACCAYGCGAGGAGCUCCCUGACUGUGAAACUCCUCAAGUUCUCCCGGGAGAAGAAGGCCGCUAAGACUUUGGGAGUUGUGGUGGGCAUGUUUAUCCUCUGCUGGCUGCCCUUCUUCCUGGCCUUACCCAUAGGCUCUUUUAAUGUGAACCUUCGACCUCCUGAGGUCCUCUUCAAAGUCAUCUUCUGGCUCGGCUACUUCAACAGCUGCCUGAACCCCAUCAUCUACCCCUGCUACAGCCGCGAGUUCAAGCUGGCCUUCAUUCGGAUCCUCCGGUGCCAGUGUCACCAGCAGAAACGUCCCGGCUGGAGGACCUACAACUACCGCUCCUCCACCUUCCGCUCCUCCGGAAACUCGCGCAAAAGCUCCGCCGAUCACACCUCCGGCUGGCUGAACGGAAGCCAGCGCACCCUGCCAUCCUCCGCCAGUCCCAGCCCAAGCUACCUGAGCCAGGGCCUCCCUCCGUGUCCCGAGGGGGAGACGCUGUACAUCUGGGGGGCCACGACCCCGACUCCGUCCACUCCCAACCUGCUGCCGGGCAGCCCGGCCGACUGCCAGCAGGCCGCUCUGAGACGGGAGGUCAGAGAUAGGAAAGUGUCCGAGGAGACGGCUGGAGGCAUUUUCUCCUUUUCUUUUGGGAACAUUAAGGAUAAAGGAGGAAUCAUCAACGACAAGAUCAGCCCCGAAGACAAAGUGUGACUCAGUUCCUUUCCGUCACUCGCAGCAUGGAUGCAGGAUUUACGUUUCUCUGCUACACAGUCCUCCAUCCGUCAGCGGAGUUCAUCAGUGUGAGGUGAAGACUGUCCCACGUGUAUGUUUCACCAACUCUCCGUACCUGAGACAGAAAAAUCUAACAAGUUGAAGACAGUUGAUCAAAAUCACUGAAACGCGAAAACUUUUCUGGAAAAAGUCGACGUCCCUUAUUGUAAAAACAUACAAAAAAAACAACUUGACUCUUGUAAACAAAUUUUAAAAAAAUGUGUGAAAAUACAACUGAUCACUUUUCUGGUGCAGUCACUCAAUAUUUUCAUGGUAUGUUGUGAAAAUAAAGUAUUAUCUGUAUUUUUCUGCUGUGCACACGUUCAUCUGAUAUGUUGUUGGUAUGAAACGUAUAGAAAUGUGAGGAAAUAAUAAUAAUAAUAAUAAUAAUAAAAUGAAAACUUUGCUCAAA
Austrofundulus limnaeus is the source of this 2284-nucleotide messenger RNA. Its product is annotated as alpha-1A adrenergic receptor. Gene Ontology annotation, biological process: adenylate cyclase-activating adrenergic receptor signaling pathway; positive regulation of MAPK cascade; regulation of vasoconstriction. The transcript has 2 exons. Gene Ontology annotation, cellular component: plasma membrane. Lineage: Eukaryota; Metazoa; Chordata; Actinopteri; Cyprinodontiformes; Rivulidae. The record is from RefSeq and is a predicted model, not a curated record. The coding region runs from base 280 to 1812 and encodes 510 amino acids. Gene Ontology annotation, molecular function: alpha1-adrenergic receptor activity.